GGCGCGCCUACUCAUGCUUGGUUAGUUACCAAGGGAAGUCACGUGACUCGUAGCUUUUUGGAAUGAAUCACAUGACGGGGCCUUGAGCGCAAUGCUGGCAGGGGGUGAGCGGGAGAGCGCAGAUUUCUCAAGGUGUUGGGCAAGUGAGCUAUAAAAUACCAUGCAGUUGGCUGAGAGAAACCCGAUGAUGUUGCCGCACACCUUGCAAGAACUUCUCGGUCAUGAUACGGUGCAGGUUGAGCUAAUUCCAGAGAAAAAGGGGUUAUUUCUUAAACAUGUGGAGUAUGAGGUUUCAAGCCAGUUUUUUAAGUCUUCUGUGUAUAGAAGAUACAACGACUUUGUGGUCUUUCAAGAGAUGCUUUUGCAGAAGUAUCCUUAUCGAAUGGUGCCUGCACUCCCACCGAAGAGAAUGAUUGGAGCUGACCGUGAGUUCAUUGAAUCACGUAGACGGGCCCUGAAACGAUUUGUCAAUCUAGUAGCUAGACACCCGUCAUUUUGGGAUGAUAUGCUUGUGAAUAUAUUUCUUAAUUACAAUGGCCAGGAUAUACAAAAUAAAAUGAGGGAGUCCAUUCGUGGAGUUGGAGAUGAAUAUUUGACCACCAAAUUUGCUGCACAUGCCAAGGAUUAUCUCCCAGCUGAUAUCCAGGUUCAGUUUGCGGCCAGCAGAGAGCUGAUCCGGAACAUCUUCAAUAGCUUUUACAAACUGCGAGAUCGUGCCGAAAGAAUGGCAACACGAGCUACAGAUAACGCUACCGAUCUUCUUGGCUUUGGAAAAGAACUAAGUGCCCUGGGUUCUGACACAACACCUCUACCCUCGUGGGCAGCGCUUAGUCAUAGUACUUGGAGUGCUUUGAAACAGGCACUGAAAGGAUUGUCUGUAGAAUUCUCAGUUCUUGCUGAAAAAGCAGCUCAGCAGGGCAAACAAGAAGAAAUCGAUGUGGUGGAGAAACUAAAUCUGUUUUUGGACCUCCUCCAGUCUUAUAAAGACUUGUGCGAGCGACACGAAAAGGGUGUAUUGCACAAGCAUCAGAAAGCCUUGCACAAGUAUAGCCUUAUGAAGAAGCAAAUGAUGAGCGUUGCUGUACAGAACAAGGAGGCAGAGUCUGUGGAACAGCUGGAAUCCCGAAUUGUUGAGCAAGAAAAUGCCAUUAUUGUUAUGGAAUUAAGAAACUACUUCUCCUUGUACUGUCUGCACCAAGAAACCCAGCUUAUCCAUAUCUAUCUGCCUCUGACUUCCCACAUAUUGGGGGCAUUUGUAAAUUCACAAAUAAAAGGCCAUAAAGAGAUGAAUCAGGUUUGGAAUGAACUGAAGCCUAAGCUAAACUGUCUUUUUGUGGGUACCACCAGUCUGCCAUCUCCGCCUCUCUCCCCAGAAGAGAGACAUUUCUUCACUCGCUAGCAACUGAUUCUAAACAAAAACAAAAAACUUUUUGCAAGAAGAUGGAAUCAUAAUGCAACUGCCACCUUUAUACUAUUCGUUUUGGAAAGGAAAAUGUUGUAUAUAUUUAGCCCCAUCAUAUAUAUCUUUGUUCCUAGCAUAAGCCAUACAGGUUUUCAAAAACAUUAAACUCUAUACACCUGCCUUAGCUGAAUCUGUAUGCAGGGGGAUAACCUUUAGCAGUGUUUCUUAAUUCCUGUUCUCAGGGCACACUAACUAGACAGAUUUUUAGGAUUACCAUGGGGGAGAGCAAUAACCAUGGUUACUGAUAACUUAAUUAUUUCACCUGUGCUGUAGUUCAGAUAUCUUGAAAAUCUUGCCUGUUAGUGUGCCCUGCGGACUGGAAUUGAGAAAUACUGAUUAUGUUCGCUGUAUUGAAUGGCUAAAAUAUUACCACAUAUUAGUUUAAUUAAACCAUAAAGUUUAAUAAUAGUCAGAAUUAAAAUGUGCAUUUCACUUUAGUAUAGAAGCAUUUUAGUAAUACAGUAUAUUUGUAUUUGCCACUUUGCUUCUAUUUGUUACAUUUUAGGGGCAUGUGCACAUGCACAAGUGUAUUAGCAGAAAUUAUUCUGGUGAAGUUAUUACUGCUUUUACAAGAUUAUGUAAAUAAUAAUUUCACCAAAUACUAAAAUAUAUAUGUAAUAAUAUCGCACAAAUGCUUUUAUUCCAGACUUAAAUGCACUUAAAUGUCCUUUUAAAGAAAAUUAAGUUGAUAUGAUCCAAUGCAUUCCUUGUUAAAAAAAUAAUAAUUUUAUGAUUUAGAUAAAACAGCAAUUUUGAUCAAGUUUCUAAUUUACUCCUAUUAUCAAUUUUUCUUCGUUAUUUUGGUAUCUUUAUUUUAAAAAGCAGGAAUGAAAGCUUAGGCGCCGGACCAUUUUUGGUUCUCUAGAUCUCGCUUGCUGAUUAGUGGCUACAUUUAGCUACCGAUCAGCAAGCGCUACCCAGGUGCUGACACUAAAAUAGUCCGGCUCCUAAGCUUUCAUUCCUGCUUUUCAAAUAAAGAUACCAAAAGAACAAUAAAAAAAUAUAUUAGGAGUAAAUUAGAAAGUUGCUUAAAAUUGCUUGCUGUAUCUGAAUUACGAAAGAAAAAAAAUGGUAUUAGUAACCAUUUAAUCAUAUAUUUCUACAUAUAUAGAGUUCAAUCCAGAGGCUGUGAUUUUUUUUUUUAAUGCAUGAAUUCAGUAAUGAACUUUAUAGCUAUAUUUAAAAUAUAAACAUAUUGCUCAGUAUUGCACUUUGAAACCUAAAACUCUAUAUACUUUAUUGUUUAAUAAGUGCCUCUGCUAUUCUCCCUUAUGUGUUUGUGAUGUAGCUAUAACGGAAAUGUUUAAAAUGUGAAGAAAAAAAAAUUAUAAUGAAGAACACUAAACUGUAAGUAGAUGAUUGUGACGCUGCAAACCGCUUCAUGCUACAGACGGAAGUCUAAUAGGUUCCCUGACUGUGCCUAUCAGAGCAUCAGUCACUGUGAUUGGCUCACUGUUGGCACAUUAGGGAGCUGAUAUAUUAUAUACAUAUGUCUGAUGUGCUGGCCAAUUGACAAAGAUCUUAAAGGUAUAUUCUAAUGCACAAAUUGUGUGUUUGAAUUCAUUACGGCAUGUGAUUUUUCCAUUGCUAAUCGGCAUUCUGUGGUGUCCACCAAAGUCCUUUAGAAAAGUUUAUCCAAUGAUUUAUCUACAAAAAUCCACAUAAAUUGGAAUGGUUUAUUUUGUAGAAAAUCAUUAAACGUUCCUAAAAAGAUUGUGAUUAACCCCCUCAAAGUGGUUAAACACAUAGGUAAAUUCCCACUUGUGAGAGGCAAGCAUUGCAGUUUUCAAGCAGAAAAUAACCAGCAAGCCAAUCGAAAGCAGUAUUUUCACAAAACUUCCAAUCAACAGCCAUGUCCUGCUCAAAAUCUGCCAUGCUUGCUUCAUGAAAAUGGACUUUACCUACAGUAUGUGUUUGACAUUUUUGCUAUGAUUAAACACAUAGUAAUCUAGGAACACUUAAAAUCAUAUGCUCUAACAAAUUAAGAGUAUAUAACUUUUGCUUUAGAAUGUUCCAUUUCCUUUUUUGUUUUUACACAAUUAUCCACUCCCUUUUCUAGGUAUUCGCUUGCAAUAACAUCUUUGCUCAUUUUACAGAGCAAAAGACAUGUAUGUGUUAGCAUAAAGUCUAUUCUCACAAAAAAAGUAUUGCUGUAAAUGCAUUUAAAAUAUACAGAUACUUUAUGUAGUAAUCCUGUGCCUUUUACAAAGCUGCUGAUUUUCAGUGUUAAUAUUUUCUGCAAAAAAAAAUAGUGUUAUUUUGAGAUCAGUUCAUAAUACUGCUUUAUUGAAGACAUCCUGUUUUUGUAGAUAAAAUGUCUGGUACAGCAGUUAAAUGUUGCUGACUAGUAUAUUAUUUUCUUAUGUUUUUUUUAGAUAAUGUCAUAUAUUUUUUUUUUUACUUUUGAUAACAGAAGUGAUUAUAAGAAUGGACAAUAUAAAAUAAUACAUUCCAAAGAAAUUAUACUGUCAAAUGUCUAUAAGAGAUCUAAUAAAAUAUUAAUGUUUAUAUAAAAAUAUAUUUCUAAGAAAUACAUAAAAUAUAUUUAAUAAAAUAUAUGUUAAAUUGCAACAAA
Bombina bombina (fire-bellied toad) is the source of this 4037-nucleotide messenger RNA. It is a transcript of the gene SNX8, whose product is annotated as sorting nexin 8. The coding region runs from base 161 to 1399 and encodes 412 amino acids. The record is from RefSeq and is a predicted model, not a curated record. NCBI's taxonomy places the organism in Eukaryota, Metazoa, Chordata, Amphibia, Anura, Bombinatoridae. Gene Ontology annotation, molecular function: phosphatidylinositol binding. Gene Ontology annotation, biological process: retrograde transport, endosome to Golgi. The transcript is spliced from 11 exons.